Messenger RNA from Phascolarctos cinereus (koala), 3061 nucleotides. RefSeq names its product mitochondrial rRNA methyltransferase 1 (gene MRM1). NCBI's taxonomy places the organism in Eukaryota, Metazoa, Chordata, Mammalia, Diprotodontia, Phascolarctidae. Gene Ontology annotation, cellular component: mitochondrion. The record is from RefSeq and is a predicted model, not a curated record. Gene Ontology annotation, molecular function: rRNA (guanine) methyltransferase activity; RNA binding. Gene Ontology annotation, biological process: rRNA methylation.
GGUGGCAAGUGUGCGGGACAUGCUGCGGUUGCCGGCUGGCUCCGGGACUUCUGCCGGGCGCGCUCUGGCCUUCCUGUCAGCCCGGCUGUUUUCUUGGAACAGCUCUUCGCCGAGGCGGCCCCCUUGGAAGGCUGGGCCUCGGCCUGAGGCCCGGCCCGGGGGCGCGGAGCUGCUCCGCCUCCGGGAGGACGACUUGCCCCUGGUCCGGCGGCAGGAAGUCUUGUUCGGGCUGGCGCCCUGUGCUUUAGCCCUGCGGGCCGCCCGUCGGAAUGUGGUCCGUCUCUUAUUCCACAAGGGAGGCGCGGGACACGGGGCGCGGGCCGAAUUGGCCCGAGCCGCCGAGGCUCUGGGCGUCCCGGUGCAGCUGAUGCGGCGGCGGGAGCUGGAUGCCUUGUGCCGGGGUCAGGUUCAUCAGGGCGUGUGUAUGGAGGUGGCCCCGCUGCUCCCCAAAGCCUGGCCGGAGGGCGGAGAGGACUGGCCGGCGGAGGGGCCGGCGGCGCGGCGCCUGUGGCUAAUCCUGGAGGAGAUCCAAGACCCUCGGAACUUGGGCGCCGUGCUGCGCACCGCGUACUUCCUGGGCGUGGACAAGGUCAUUACCAGCCAGAGGAACAGUUGCCCCCUGACCCCAGUGGUUAGCAAGGCCAGUGCAGGAGUCAUGGAAGUAAUGGAUGUCUUUGCAACUGGUGAUCUUCCAGGCUUGCUGAAGGCUAAGGCUCAACAGGGCUGGCUUGUGGCUGGCACUUUGGGCUGUCCAGGGUCUGGGAUUGCUGAGUGCUCUAACAUCCCUAUUGCCAGCUGUCUAGAGUUCCUCUGGGACCGAUCUACUCUGCUGGUGUUAGGAAAUGAAGGUUCUGGGCUAUCCCAUGAGGUCAGAAGCUUGUGUCAUAUUCUACUAACCAUUCGACCUGGGCGGGAGCUCACCCCAGAAGUGGAGUCCUUGAAUGUCUCUGUAGCUGCAGGGAUCCUUCUCCAUUCCAUCAUCAGCCAGAGGAAGGGGCGGGAAGACUUGCUUGACAGAGAAACAAGUGCUGUUGCUGGUGACCCUCCGGAAUCCCCGGCUUCUUCUGAAGACCCUGAACCUGGAGCCAGCCAAGGCCUAAAGGCAUGGGUCCCAGCUGCGGAUGCAGAGCCUAGAUCAGGAGGAGAGAGACUGAAGGGGAGCUGAUGGCGAUCUUGGGAAUCUGCUCGCUUCCACGUUGCUUGUGUGCACAUGGGUGUAGCUGUGUUUGGUCAUUCUUUCAAGACUUGGUUUGUGUUCCUCUGCCUCCCCUGCCAUGAAAUGAAGCCUUUCUGGAUCCUCUUCUGGCCUCUAGAGGCCCUGUCUCUUCCCUUGCCCCAACCACUUUGUAUCUGUUGUCUUCCCCGAUAGAAUGGAAGCUCCACAAGGGCAGGAUUGUUUCACUUUUGUCUUGUAUGUCAGGAUAGCUGAGAACUUGGUGUCUGAUUGUGAUUGAGUACAUGAGCAAGUCCAAGCACGUUGAGUCCUUGGGAGUGUGUUCACACGCUCACCAGCCACACCAAUGUGCAUUUGUUGAUAAUAAAUGCGGCCCACAUUGGGCAUCUUCAGUAUAAGGGCUGAGGGGAGAGAAUUCAUCGUAUCCCUGAGCUCUGCUGGAAAAAUCAUUUGACAACAGCCAGUUGUUUAUUUUGUUGGUGGGGAGGAUGGGACAAGAGUGUGCCUCACCUUUGUCCAAGGACGAGGGGAAGGCAGAUGUCUGGUCUGAGGGAUUUUCUUUUAUCAGGCACAUUGGAUAGCCUGUUGGACUUAAUGUUAAGAAGCCCUGGGUUCAAAUCCUGUUUCAGACUGGGCAAUUCACUAUACCCCUUGCCCCUCAGUUUCCUCAUCUGUAAAAUGAUGGCACCUUCCUUGAAGGGUUGAUGGAAGGAACCAAGGAAAUAUGUGUGACAUGGUUUGUAAGCCCCAAAGUGCUAUAUAAAUGUGAGCUGCUAUUAUACUAUUAGCAUAUAUGUUUGUAGUGGUGGUGGGGUCUGUCUUUGUUACCCCCAGGCAGAAAAAGGAGGUUUAUGGAGGAAGGAGAUAGAAUGACUGGUCGAUUUGGCUGACAGUAGGAGAGAGAGUUGGAACUGGGGUCAAGUAGACCCCAGUUUGAAUUCUGUCUCAGAUACUAGCUGGGCAAAUCAUUUCACUUCUUGAGAGAGGUGAAGUUUCCUCAUCUGAAAAAAGGAGAUUGUUAUAACAGCAUCUACUUCUCAGGGUUGGUACAAGGAUGAAAUGAGACCAUGUAACGUGUUAAAACAUGCUUUGCAAACCUUAAAGGUCUAGGUAAAUGCUAGUUAUUAUUAUCAGUAUAAUCCCAAACCCAGGGAUUGGAGUUAGAGGAUUACAGAUUUAGUACUAGGAGGGACCUCAGAGGCUGUCUUAUCUAGUCCACCCUCCCUGCUCACAUUCUACAGAUGGGAAGGUUGAGUCCCAGAGAGAUUAGGUAAUUUAUGUAAGGUUUCUGGGCCUAAAAGGAGAACAUAAGGAGAAGAAGAAUGACUCCUGCCCGUGCAGUAGAAACACCGAUGGAGAACGUCAGAGCCAGAAGAGACUAUCUAAUCUUAACAGUAUUUUACAGGGAAGAAACAGGCCCAGAGAGGUAAAGAAGGUCACACAGCUCAUUUGUUUCAGAGCCAGGACUAGAACUCUUAGUCUCCCAGCUCCUGGUGUGGUCUUAUGUUCCAUCGUAAAGCCCUGCCCGCUGGAGAGCCUCCUCAACCCAGAAAGCUUUGGGAGAAUGGAGGCCUAAGUAGACGUGGCUGAACGCCCUUUGUUUCCCCUUCCUCCUGUUUUCCAAGGACCGACAGGACUGCCGUUGAGAGGUCUUAGCUUAUAGAUCACUCCUUUUUUUUCUUAUUUUUAAAUAUAUUGGAAAUCAUUUUAUUUUACUAAUAGUUUCCAACCAGCCACUCCCUGCCACAAGAACUUUUCCUUGUGACCAGCAGAAACAAUUUCCAAAGCUGUGUCCAAGUAUUUCCAUAGACGGAGGAAUGUUUCAUUAUGCGCCCCCUAGAGUCAACAUUGGUCAUUUCAUUAAUUUAAUUCUGAUGUCUAUUAGUA